UUCUGUAUUAUUUUGCUUUGAUGUUAUAAAUCAUGUGUUGAGAAGUUUGUAUAACCUACUCUAAAAAUGGAUCCAGUGCAACCAAAUACCGAAAUAUGUUAUUCUCAAACUUUUGCUAGAAAAGAAUUUGCCGAAGUUGUUAGCAAAAACGAUGGAAAGGCUGAGCGUAAGGCCAAACUUAAGAUAGUCUGGAGACGUUUGCCAUCUGUUUUAACUGAAGAUGUUCUUAUCGAAACUUCGGCUUCUUACGUGAACUCUUUCGACUUUUGCAGAUUUGUCACAGCACCUAAAUCACUCGGAGAAAAUAGUUUUUCUCGAAUGUACAUUUAUUUUAAAACUAGUGAAGAUGCUCUUAACUUCGGACAAAGUUUCAGGGACCAUCUUUUUCGAGAUAGCAAAGGUAACGAGUACGUUUCUGUGGUUGAGUAUGCGCCUUACCAAAGGUUCCCUAAACCAAGGAGAAAGGAUCCUCGUGCAAACACGAUUGAAAGCGAUGCGGACUAUCUAAAAUUUGUAGCUACGCUAUCCGAAGGAGGAGAAAGUAGACCGGCAGAUAAAGAGUCUGAGAAAAAGCUGGACACCUCCACAACGCCACUCCUUGAAUAUCUAAAAGCGAAGCGCACCUCUAAGCACCGCGACAAACUCUGCAGGCGUUCCGGGCAGGUCAAGGGCGCCAGACUAGGCGACUUGAAAACUAUUGUCGAAAAAGAAGAGCCCGACUCGCCCUAUUGGAAGCCAGGCUGCUCCACUUCCAAUCAGAAUGCGCUUGACGGUAUUGGCUCCAGCAGAAAAUCUGCAGAGCAGCAGCAGAAUGCUUUGCGGGGAAAGGCAUGCGACAGGCCGGGCGAGAAGGAGUCCUCUCGCUACGUACGCAGUUCGCUGUACCACGCUCAAGGGCGGGACUCCCACCAACCUGCCUCGUGCGUGUCUCGGACUCGAGAAGGCGAGUUUUUCAAGGCUCAGUCCAUGCAAGCGAGUCUCGUAUUGCCUCCACAGCGAAGUUCCAGAGCGUGCGAUAGACGAAAGUAGCGAUAACACAAGAGACCAUUGAGAAGAUAAUAUUUACAGAAAUUACAGAACUGCUUUUUUUAAUGCAGAGAAGCGCUUAUGCGAUCGACUUUUGCUUAAUAGCGCUGGUUGUAGUAACCUGUGGGCUCCGUGACAUAUAAAGCACUU
Zophobas morio is the source of this 1176-nucleotide messenger RNA. RefSeq names its product regulator of nonsense transcripts 3A-like. Gene Ontology annotation, biological process: positive regulation of translation; nuclear-transcribed mRNA catabolic process, nonsense-mediated decay. The record is from RefSeq and is a predicted model, not a curated record. Bases 67 to 1029 code for a protein of 320 amino acids. NCBI's taxonomy places the organism in Eukaryota, Metazoa, Arthropoda, Insecta, Coleoptera, Tenebrionidae. Gene Ontology annotation, cellular component: cytoplasm; nucleolus. The transcript is spliced from 9 exons. Gene Ontology annotation, molecular function: mRNA binding.